AAACUAAAAAAAAAAAAAUUACAAAGUCUCUUUUUAGUACCAUUAUCAUUUUCAGCAUCAUCGUCGACACCUAAAUUACCCGACCUUUCUCUCAUUAUCGUUCUUCACACCUCAAUAUAUAAGAUCUCGAAUCCCUUCAUUACUUUUCUCAAUCUUGCAUGGGCUGAACGAUUCAACUCACCGAGUUAGGGUUUCCAAAACAUCCCAAAUUUAGAAAAAAAAAAAAAAAAGCAGCAACAAAUGGCUUCGACAAGGUCUCCGAACCGAUCCACCUCCGACAUCGUCGACACGUCGCCGUUUCUGAACAACAACACCACCUCGAGCAACUCCAGCGACGAUUCUAAUGCUAACGUUAGCCCAAACAACCCCAACACCAGCCGCCGAUUCGUGCAGCGCCAGAGCCUCCGCCAGGCCGCGCGGUUCCUCCGCCAAGCCAGCAGCCGCCGCGUGAUGCGCGAGCCGUCGAUGAUGGUUCGGGAGACAGCGGCGGAGCAGCUCGAGGAGCGCCAGAGCGACUGGGCCUACUCGAAGCCCGUGGUGAUCCUCGACGUGCUCUGGAAUCUCGCCUUUGUUGUUGUGGCUGCUACUGUCCUCUUCCUUAGCCGCUAUGAGGCCCCUAGCAUGCCCCUCAGGCUCUGGAUCCUCGGCUACGCCAUCCAGUGCCUCCUCCACAUGGCCUGCGUCUGUGUCGAGUACCGCAGGCGCCUGCGCCGGCGACGCCAGGGCCGUGAAGGCGGGGUGAAUACGCGAGACGAGUCGGGGCAGCAGUACGUGAGUUUGUCGGAGCAUUUGGAUGAGGAGGGCUCUGGUAGUGUAGCAAAACAUCUUGAAUCAGCAAAUACUAUGUUUUCAUUUAUCUGGUGGAUCAUUGGAUUCUACUGGGUAUCUGCGGGUGGUCAAGAUUUAGCACAUGACUCACCUCAGCUUUACUGGCUAUGUAUAAUCUUCCUGGGUUUUGAUGUUUUCUUUGUCGUUUUCUGUGUUGCACUGGCAUGUGUCAUUGGUAUCGCUGUUUGCUGCUGUCUUCCAUGUAUCAUAGCACUUUUAUAUGCUGUGGCGGACCAGGAAGGUGCAACAAAAGAUGACAUUGAACAGCUAUCAAAAUUCAAAUUUCGAAGGGUUGACAAUAAUGAGAAACUUUCUGGAGGGAUAAUGACUGAAUGUGGCACAGAUCCACCGAUUGAACACGUUCUUUCGGAGGACGAUGCAGAGUGUUGCAUCUGCCUUUCUGCUUAUGAUGAUGGGGUCGAGCUUAGAGAACUUCCUUGUGGUCACCAUUUUCACUGCAACUGCGUGGAUAAGUGGCUCUAUAUCAAUGCUACCUGUCCCCUCUGCAAGUACAACAUAUUGAAGAGUAGCAGCCAUGGUCACGAGGAAGUAUAGAAGACUUUCAAAAUACUGUGGAUGGCAAGCCGGCGAGCACUGUAUACAGCUAGCUCUAAUGUAUUUUUUAUGUGCAGCAUGUCAGUAGAGUAAAGACAAGCACUUUCACUGCUGUUGAUGUUGUUUGUUUUAAUGUCUGCCUUAGUUGUAGUUAUAGUGAAUUUCCCAAUUGUUGUAAUCGUGGAGGCGGCAAUAGUGCUUUGUGUGUAUCGAUGCCCUGGCAUCUAGAAAUGCUCGUCUACAAGGGCGGCUUUAAUUAUCUCAAAAGCUGUAUUUUGCCUUUUUUUCUUUCUUUUUUUUUUUUUAUUAUUUGUCCGAAGGUCUAUAGUAUCAAUUAACUAUAUAUGUUGUGAAUGGCUGUUCUAUAUGCUAGCUAUACACUGUUGAGGUGAACUACCUCUUUAAACU
This is a messenger RNA of Quercus lobata, 1791 nucleotides long. RefSeq names its product Zinc finger, C3HC4 type (RING finger) family protein. The transcript has 5 exons. Gene Ontology annotation, biological process: ubiquitin-dependent protein catabolic process; protein ubiquitination. The record is from RefSeq and is a predicted model, not a curated record. Gene Ontology annotation, cellular component: plant-type vacuole. Lineage: Eukaryota; Viridiplantae; Streptophyta; Magnoliopsida; Fagales; Fagaceae. Gene Ontology annotation, molecular function: ubiquitin protein ligase activity. Bases 241 to 1383 code for a protein of 380 amino acids.